Rhinichthys klamathensis goyatoka is the source of this 1377-nucleotide messenger RNA. RefSeq names its product inositol 1,4,5-triphosphate receptor associated 2. Gene Ontology annotation, cellular component: endoplasmic reticulum membrane. Bases 199 to 1296 code for a protein of 365 amino acids. NCBI's taxonomy places the organism in Eukaryota, Metazoa, Chordata, Actinopteri, Cypriniformes, Leuciscidae. The transcript has 13 exons. The record is from RefSeq and is a predicted model, not a curated record.
GUUUGUGUGAUGAUUGAUGAGUGAUUUUCAGGCUCUUUAAACACCCGGUUCCUCCUGCAAUCUCUCAUGUCGUUGGCUAAGCGCUAAGAAGAUUACGACUGACUCUUCGUCUCUGAACGGACACGACACAAACGGUAGGAAGAAACUCUAAUUACAUUGUGUUUUAUUGGUUUCUCAGUGUGUUUUAUCAGCAGAUUAAUGAAUGAUUAUACUGGAAUACUGGGAGACAGUGACGACAGCGAUGACGAUCCAAACUCAAAGAACCUGCUGGCGGCGUCCUGGGAGAAGUUAUCCGUCACGGACAGAAUGGGAUUAAAGAGCAGUGUGGAGAUGACGGAGGACGAGGUCGAGAGCGCGUUUACCCAGUUUGCACUGGGGUUUGGCUGUGACCAGUACACGCUAACGCAGCGGCUUCAAGCGGAGCGUCACGAGCGUGUCGUCGCGGAGGAGAAUCUGCAGAGAGAACUGCUACACACCCGAGAGAUGCUGCAGGUGUUGUACGAGCGUCUUCCAGAUGUGGACAGCAGAGAGAUGGUGGAACAGAUGAAGAACAGCCUGCAGAUGCUGGAGAGCAAUGUGGACACCGUAGUGAAAACAGCAGAGAUGCUCGGAGCCGCACACCAGGAAGCGCGUGUCAGUCACGCCGUGGAAAUGAUGUCGGUUCACGUGGAGCAUCUCAAGAGACGUCAUGCUUCAGAGAGCGAGGAGAUGCUGGAGGCCAGGAAGAUGCUGCACAGGAGGAAGCGUCGGUUACACAGCGACUCCACAGAUGACCGGGACCUGUUCAGAUAUUCAUCACAACAGCCAACACGCCGCAGGGUCAGCAUCACAUUACUCCCGACUCAAUCUGAGUUGAAGCAUCUAGAGGCUUCGUUUCUGGAGAACUGCGAAACCAGUGCGGAUGCAAACACAGAGCUUGAUACGCAAGCAGACCGGAGACAGGAAGUAAAUUCUCCUGUGAACAGUCUAAACCAAGAUGAUGAUGGCGACAGCGGCGUGUUUCAAAGUGUGACGCAAAUCAUGUGCCGUCGCCGUCGUUAUUCUCCAAUCAAGCCCAAAGAAAGUUCAUGUGAGGGGGAGGAGUCAGAACAAGGGGAGGAGUCAGAACGAGGGGAGGAGUCCAACCCUGAACUGCGUCUCGUGGCACGUCGGCGCCCCCUGGUGUCCUGGAGGUCUCCAUACAGAUGGAUUGUCAGAGUGUUCGGUCUGAUAAUGCUGAUGGCGACUCUUUUAUAUGUAUUCGUGAUCGCGGGUGACGUCACGCGCCUCGGCCCCGCCCCCCGCGCGCGCUCAUGAAGCUUUAACGAGCGCGUGCGAGUUCAGGUAGAUGCUCAACAACUGCGUCUCCUCAUCACAUCAUCAUCAUCAUCAUCAUCC